This is a messenger RNA of Centropristis striata (black sea bass), 2073 nucleotides long. RefSeq names its product nuclear distribution protein nudE homolog 1-like. The transcript has 9 exons. Gene Ontology annotation, cellular component: centrosome; kinetochore; kinesin complex. The record is from RefSeq and is a predicted model, not a curated record. The coding region runs from base 176 to 1252 and encodes 358 amino acids. Lineage: Eukaryota; Metazoa; Chordata; Actinopteri; Perciformes; Serranidae. Gene Ontology annotation, molecular function: microtubule binding. Gene Ontology annotation, biological process: chromosome segregation; establishment of mitotic spindle orientation; vesicle transport along microtubule.
GCAGAACCGGGGUUGGUUUAUAUUCGGUUGGUGAGCCGAGCAGCUCCGUCUUAACGUAAUGAGAGAUUAGUUUGUGCUAUCACAAUACGUCUGUUCCACAAGUCCGGAACAUUUAGCCUUAAGUUACCUCGAUAUACAUUCCCUUAGCUGUAGCAUGUUGUAAUCGUCCCCUUACAUGCGGUUUGGUCUAUCAUCCCGACACAAAGCAGCAGACAUGGUAGAGCCAUCAACAUACAAGUUUACAUCCCUAGAAGAGGAGCUGGGCUUCUGGAAGGAGCAGGCAGAGGCUCAUCAGCAAAGGGCUGAUGAGGCUCAUUUGGAGCUGCAGGAAUUUCAACAGAUGAGUCGAGACUAUGAAGCAGAACUGGAAACGGAGCUGAAGCAGUGUGAGGGUCGAAACAAAGAGCUGCUCUUUGACAACAACCGACUCCGUAUUGAACUGGAAAAUAUAAAGGAGAAAUUCGAAACCCAGCAUUCUGAUGCUUUUAGGCACAUUUCUACCAUGGAGGAAGAGCUGGCCCAAACCAAAGCAGUGAGAGAUCACCUGCAGAAAUACAUCAGAGAGCUAGAACAGUCCAAUGACGACCUGGAGAGGACCAAAAGGGCCACCAUCAUGUCUCUGGAGGACUUUGAGCAGCGGAUGAACCAUGUCAUUGAGAGGAAUGCCUUUCUUGAAAGCGAGCUGGAUGAGAAAGAGAACCUGCUUGAGUCUGUUCAGAGGCUGAAGGAUGAAGCCAGAGACCUUCGGCAGGAGCUGGCUGUCCGUCAGAAGGAGAGGCGGCCGUCCAGCAGCCUGGGCAAAGACGGAGAUCGAGGAGAUCUGGCGUGUCCCUCAGCUGGUCUCACAUCCAUCCCCGUCACGCCCUCCAAACCUAUCAGCUCGUUUGCCACGCCGCCUGCUUCUAGUAUCCGACGAGGUGAUGGUCUAACAGGGACUCCCCUCACUACGUCUGCUAGAAUAUCUGCACUCAACAUUGUAGGAGAGCUGUUGAGAAAAGUCGGGAAUCUGGAGUCAAAGUUGGCGUCCUGUCGAGACUUUGUGUACGACACUUCUGUUAGCAGACCAGCACUUCCGGCGGGUCCUGGUAGCCCCUCUGCUUUAGAGGGAGGCCCCGAGGUCCAAGCUAGCAGCAUGAGCCCCCCUCCUCAGUACGACAGUUUAGUGAAGCGGUUAGAGUUCGGACCAGCUCCUCCGAGAGGCGUCUCUCAGGGCGCCCAGUCUCCGCAGGGAGGAGUCAAGAUUCUGCUAUGAGAGAAGAAGAAGGCGAACCCCUCCCUCCUUUCAUAAUACAGACCCCCCCCAUCCCAUCCCAUCCCCUCCUUCUUCAUCCUGAAUAAACUGCAGCAAAGGGACUUUGAACUGAACUGACUUCCCUUGUCGCCACGUGCCCUGCUGAACUAUUUUGAACAAGAAAGCCACUCUCCUUGCUCCGUGUCCUACAUAUUCAGCGCAUGGACUCUUGCUGCCUCAGGCUAGUAUCACUCCACAUCUAUCAUAGGAAGCAGCGUUACAGCUUGUGUAAGAUCAAAGAACGGAGAAACAACCGCUCACAAUAUAUCUUCUGCUGUAUCUUUGACACUGUGGUGAGUAGCAUCUAAAAAAACCCUUCUGUGUCUCCUGAUUUGCUUUCUGUGAUGGAUCAACAGGGCUGUAAAAGCAUUACUGCUCCUAGGAAACACAUUCAGGUUGUUUUUUCAGUGUUGAUCAUGAAAUAGAGACCCAAUAAGAGGCAGUAAGUACCAAUGACUGAUGGAGGGACCAAGAAACUGGAGCUUCAUUUAUAAAAAAGGUUUGAUCGUAGAAAUAUUAUGACCAAAGUUCAAACCAAAGCUUUGGUAGAUGAAAAAAAGGAUCAAAGAUAAAUGUAACGGGUAAGGGUUUUUAUUUUUAAAUAUGAUAUAGAGAUAUGAUAAAACUUAAAAGAAAACAAAUAGAGACUUGUUACUGAAUUAAUUAACUGUGGGCUUGAAUUAUGUAGCACUGUCGGGUGAGAAGGUGGUUUAAAUAAUUUUUAAUUUGUCUUCUAGAAGAGAGUCAAUAUUUUCCAAUGCUACAAAAUGUUUAGUUGCUGC